This is a messenger RNA of Selaginella moellendorffii, 1738 nucleotides long. RefSeq lists its product as uncharacterized. Bases 358 to 1407 code for a protein of 349 amino acids. Gene Ontology annotation, molecular function: ubiquitin-protein transferase activity; zinc ion binding. The record is from RefSeq and is a predicted model, not a curated record. Lineage: Eukaryota; Viridiplantae; Streptophyta; Lycopodiopsida; Selaginellales; Selaginellaceae. Gene Ontology annotation, cellular component: membrane. The transcript is spliced from 6 exons. Gene Ontology annotation, biological process: protein ubiquitination.
GUUAAAAUAUGGACACACAAAGCAGCAAAGAGGAAGAAGCAAGGGCGAUGGCGAUGGCGAGGGCGAUCGGCGAGGGAGAGUGCCGUAGAUUUUUCUAGGGAUUCACUCGGUUGAUCGAUCGAGCGUGUUGGCGCGGCGUGCCCUGCGAUUGCUUCUCCGGCGGCAAUCUUGUGUUUUGGGGGAUUCGGCGAGGCAUCCUGGGAUUUCUACGGCACUCUAGCCGACCCUAGGGAGCAAGAAAGCGCGUCAGCGCCAGGAAUGCGAGCUCUUCUUCUAGGUCUGUGUGACGAUCUGUGCUGAGCGCCGGGGUAUCGGACGGGAGAACACGAAAUAUUUCGGGAAGAGAUUGGGGAAAGAAUGGAGGACCAUGUCGUUCUGGAUGUAGAUCGGCUUUCCAGCUCCCCCGGAGCUUCUACCGCGUCGCCAGAUUCAUGCGCUGCUCAAGAACACAAGCCGCUGCUCUCAUCCGCCAGGGCGCUCCAGCAAUCGCCCCAGAGCGAGCACGUCGUCAUCUUCUCGCCGGCCAGCGAGGAGGAAUACGUCGAGGGCGGCGGGGGUUUCGUGGUCAAGAAGGGCAAAACCAUUGACGACGACCUCGCAUCGUUUGGAGGAGCCACGGGGGUGACUGUGGAAUGUAGAAUCUGCCAGGAGGAGGACGAUGUGGGAAAUCUGGAAGCUCCAUGCGCGUGUUCUGGCAGUGUCAAGUACGCGCACAGAAAGUGUGUCCAGCGCUGGUGUAACGAGAAAGGCGAUACAACAUGUGAGAUUUGUCAAAAGCCAUACCAGCCUGGGUAUACAGCUCCUCCUCGUCCUGUGGAACCGGAGGGAACCCCGAUUGAUUUGAGUGGCAACUGGGGUAUCACUGGUCCUCAUCAGCUCGAUCUACGGGACCCCAGGAUCCUGGCAAUGGCCGCCGAAAGGCACUUCCUUGAUUCGGACUACGACGAAUACGCCUCCGCCAAUGCAAGCAGCGCUGCCUGUUGCCGAUCGGCCGCCCUCAUCUUGAUGGCCCUUUUACUGCUUCGCCACGCUCUGGCGAUGGCAUCCUCUGGCGCUGACGAUGACACAUCGGCGCUGUUCACUGUAAGUCCGAGUCUAUCCUUCUCUCCAUGUGGAAGUACUAACAUAUAUAUAUAUAUAUAUAUGUAUAUGUUCUCUCCAUGUGAAUUGGUCCAGCUAUUCCUAUUGCGAGCAGCGGGAUUCCUUUUACCCUGUUACAUCAUGCUCCGGGCGCUGAGCAUCCUACAACGACGUCGCCAGCAGCAAGAAGCCACAAUGGCCGAAGUCGCGAUUCUUAUACAAGCCGGGCAAGCAGCCAGGAAUGGCCAGUUCCCUCCCGCUGUUCCACCACCACCGCCACCACCACAAUCAUCAGCAUCCACUAUCCCGGUUCCAGCAGCAACUUGAUCAUCGAAAAGUCGAGAAGAGCUCACGAGAACACGCCGCGCGCUCUCCAGCUGCUUCUUGCGAGUCCCAUUCGACCCCGUUGCCAGCGAGAGAGCUCUACACGAUCACCAUCACUACCAUUAAGUUCCAAGCUCUAUUUGUAAAUAAGAAAAGGCCGCAAUACCUUGGGAGGAGAUCAACAGCAAGGAGGGAGGAGGAGACGUAUCGUCUCUCCUAUCCCUUUGGGUCUCCUUUUUAAAGUUGAGCUUCAUUCUCUCUCCUGUCCCAUGGGGAGGAAAGCUGUCUGAGCCGUGCAUUGGGCUUUAUCAAAAGAAAGAUUAUUUUUUUCUUC